AUGCAGAAAUCAUCUCUCACAGUCUACUUGCUCAUGGAUAUAAGAAGGAAUGUAGAUGGUUCUUCAGUAGAUUCAGCUGGAUAUGAUGUGAUAGAUGAAUGGGGGAGAGUGAUCCCCGAUCCAGACAGAUGGCCUUCUUCUAAGGGUGGUAAAGGGUAUUCUGAAGUAGCCAAGAAAGUUCAUGCCAUGGGUUUGAAGUUUGGGAUUCAUGUCAUGAGGGGAAUAAGUACACAGGCAGUCAAUGCAAAUACACCAAUCUUGGACGUCACAAAGGGAGGUCCUUACGAGGAGUCUGGUAAACAAUUUAAUGCUCAUGAUAUAGGACGUGGAGACAGGGCUUGUUCUUGGAUGUCACAGUGUUUCACGCUUGUAGAUACCAAUUCAGGAGCUGGAAAAGCCUUUUUGAGGUCAUUAUAUCACCAGUAUGCGGCAUGGGGCGUGGAUUUUGUAAAGCAUGACUGCAUUUUUGGUGAUGACUUGGAUGUAGAUGAGAUAAGAACUGUGUCAGAGAUCUUGAGGGAGCUUGACCGCCCCAUCGUGUAUUCCAUCUCUCCCGGAACCCAUGCAACACCUGCCAUGGCCAAGAAUGUAAAUAAUUUCGUGAAUAUGUAUAGGAUAACUGCAGAUGAUUGGGAUAAGUGGGAAGACGUAGCGGGACAUUUCAGUGUAUCAAGGGACUUUGCUAAUGGUGGCAUGAUAGGAGCCAGUGGUUUGCAGGGGAAGUCAUGGCCUGACUUAGAUAUGCUACCACUGGGGCAGCUUACUGAUCCAGGUGCCAAAGAAGGGCCACAUAGACCAUCCAAUCUCAAUUUAGAUGAGCAAAGAACUCAGAUGACUCUAUGGUCUAUGGCCAAAUCACCUCUCAAGUUUGGGGGUGAUGCAAGGGAAAUUGAUAUGAGCACAUACAAUCUCAUCACAAAGCCUAUAUUAUUGGAAAUAAAUUCUUUUAGCACAAACAAUAUGGCGUUUCCUUACAUCUCUGGCUCAAAAGUUCAAAGUGGAAAAAGGUUCACGCCAAACAAUCUAAAAGCCUGA
Messenger RNA from Macadamia integrifolia, 1035 nucleotides. Its product is annotated as alpha-galactosidase mel1-like. The transcript is spliced from 9 exons. Lineage: Eukaryota; Viridiplantae; Streptophyta; Magnoliopsida; Proteales; Proteaceae. The record is from RefSeq and is a predicted model, not a curated record. Gene Ontology annotation, molecular function: hydrolase activity, hydrolyzing O-glycosyl compounds. Gene Ontology annotation, biological process: carbohydrate metabolic process. Bases 1 to 1035 code for a protein of 344 amino acids.